Molecule: messenger RNA, 3300 nt
Organism: Microtus ochrogaster (prairie vole)
Lineage: Eukaryota; Metazoa; Chordata; Mammalia; Rodentia; Cricetidae
Gene: Fut4
Product: fucosyltransferase 4
Cellular component (GO): membrane
Molecular function (GO): alpha-(1->3)-fucosyltransferase activity
Source: RefSeq, a predicted model, not a curated record
GCAUCCUCACAACCCACCCCAUCCACCCACACCACCGCCUAGAGACUUCUGGGGACCUCUCAAGUCCAUUACUCUGAAAGGUGACGGCUCAGGCCACCUAGGCGCGGGGACAGCGGACACACUCGCACAGAGAGGCGCGACCGCGACCCGGGGUGAGGCUCCAACCCGGAGCAAUCGAGGAGCCCAGGAGCUCUUGCUGUACAAGGGAACCAGCGCAGGCGCAGCAGAAAACGCCCCGGGCCGGGCCGGGCCCGGCCCCGCAGGUCUGAGAGCAAAGUGUCUGGGAGGGUCAGGGUGGCGCCGGGCCAGGCUGUCCGCGGGGCUCACCUCGCGCUGGACCUGGGAGGGGCGCGGCACCGCCCGCGGGCCUACGGAUGCCCCGCCCGCCCCCCUCCGUGGCCCGGGCCGGUCGUGAGCUGCUGCAGUAUGAGAGCCGGUGCCGCCCCUCGCGGUCGGUGGACGCGUGGCGAACCGAGGCGGCCGCUCCUGGGCUCUGCAUGGGGACACCAGGGGCCCGGCGACGCGCACGGCGCGGAGGCUGGGGAUUACCUCUGAGCUCCUCUGCCCUGGCUGCAACAGGACUGCUGUGCACCGCGUUGACCGCCUGCAUCUGCUGGGGACAGCUGCCGCAGCUGCCCUGGGCGUCCCCAGCUCCGCCGCGCCCAGUUAGCGUGCUGCUCUGGUGGGAACCUUUUGCGGGGCGCGGCGGCUACUCUAGGCCUCCCCCUGAUUGCAGCCUGCUCUUCAACAUCAGCGGUUGCCGCUUGCUCACCGACCGCGCGGCCUACGGGGAAGCUCAAGCAGUGCUGUUCCACCACCGCGAUCUGGUGAAGGGACCCCCCGACUGGCCCCCGCCUUGGGGCGCCCAAGUGCGCACCGACGAGGCUCUGGAGCUACGCGUAUUCGACGACCAUGAGGGAGAGGCGAUGCUAGCAGGCGAAGCCCUGGAGACCGCAGGCUCUAGACCUCCGGGUCAGCGCUGGGUGUGGAUGAACUUCGAAUCACCCUCCCACUCCCCUGGGCUGCGAGGCUUGGCUAAGAACCUUUUCAAUUGGACCUUGUCCUAUCGGGCCGAUUCGGAUGUCUUCGUGCCCUAUGGCUUCCUCUACCCCAGAAGCCACCCAACUGACCAGCCACCAGGCCUGGCACCCCCGCUGGCACGCAAGCGGGGCCUGGUGGCCUGGGUUGUGAGCCACUGGAAUGAACGCCAUGCACGGGUCCGUUAUUACUACCAGCUGAGCCGGCAUGUGCCUGUGGACGUGUUUGGUCGGGCGGGACCCGGACAGCCGGUGCCAGCUAGCGGACUGCUGCACACUGUGGCCCGCUACAAGUUUUACCUGGCCUUUGAGAACUCGCAGCACGUGGAUUACAUCACUGAGAAGCUGUGGCGGAAUGCCUUCCUGGCCGGGGCCGUGCCAGUGGUGCUAGGUCCUGACCGUGCCAACUAUGAGCGCUUUGUGCCUCGUGGUGCCUUCAUCCACGUGGAUGAUUUCCCUAAUGCUGCCUCCCUCGCAGCCUACCUGCUGUUUCUUGACCGAAACGUGGCUGUCUAUCGCCGCUACUUCCACUGGCGCCGGAGCUAUGCUGUGCACAUUACCUCCUUUUGGGAUGAGCCUUGGUGCAGGACUUGCCAAGCUGUGCAGACCUCUGGGGACCAGCCCAAGAGUAUCCGCAACUUGGCGGGCUGGUUUGAGCGGUGAGGCCACUCUGCUGUGAAUUGACUACAUUUCUUCAGCUAAAGUUUUAAAAUACCCAAUUCUGCUUGAUGGGAAAAAGAUGAGAUACCGAUUAUUAUUUGGCACAAAGAUAGGAUGGGAACAUUCCCAGGCCCGCGUGACUUUUUACGGAGAGCUGGGCUGGCUCUCUGUUAAGGGGCAGUGGUAUCCAGGGUGAGGAUGGAGGCUCUCUUCCUUACCUGCCAUCCAUGGGAAGAAGUGGCUUUUCCUUCUGGCCAUCGGCCUCUUAAUUCUCUAGCCCAUGGUCGCUUGGACCAGUGAGGAGAAGACCACUGGUUUUGAAAGCUCAGUGUGAGAUGCGGGAGGACUGUGUCCAGAGUGGGUUUUUCUUUGAUGGUUGAAUUUUUCAAACCAUUCAAUCCUGGAAAAUAGAAGCCAUUGAUUUCCUUCACCAGCUGUUGGUGUCCCCAGCCUGUGAAUAGAAACAAGAGGCAAAGUUAUCCUCAGCGGAAAGUCAAGGUGAAGAUGUGGGGGCACCUCACUUUGCACUAGAAACCUAUUCCUGACAAGCUGCAUUUAAGCAACACAUCAAACUCGGGGCCCUAGGAGAGGACAGUAUUUAAUAGAAAUAAAUGGAAAAUCCCUUCACAAUGUGAACGAUCACCUCCUAAGUGUUUCUUUUGUCUUCAUAUGUCCCUAUAAGCUGGAUUAAGAAAGCAUUAAAAAUACAAAUAUGAAAAAGCACAAUAUCUUCUUGCCCUUUUCCUAACCAGUGUUUACAAUGGAAGAGACAUCAAUGAUAGUGUCACGCCCACAAAGUUGCUUAUUUCGUGUCUCUGCUGGACCUGAAGUUUAAACAGGAAUGUUAGUCCUUAAGCAGCGUUGGCAGUGCUGUGCAGAGAGAACAGUAAAAGAGACUUUGAUGAACUAUGGGUUUGUGCAAAAGGAAAAAAAAAAUCUUUUGUGUGUCUGUUAUAUGGUUGUUCUGUUUCUGUCCUUUUUGUUGUUGUUGUUAAAUGGAACUGAACUAGUGCCUUCAAAUUAGUUGUCUGUUCUUUGCUAAACGCUGAAAUCUCCAGGUUCUCCUCUGAAUUUGUAUCACAGUACACUGAUUCUAGUGCCUUUGAGCCUAUCUGUGGACCAAUCUUGAAAAUAUACUCCUGGACUUUCCAAGUUCAACAGAAGUCAGGGCAUGCCUGCUUGUGCCAAACACUGGGCUUGAGCUCCCUGGGAGGUACAGAAAGGUGUAAGAAGAGCCUUCUCUACCACUGCCACAGUGAAUAGGGAUUUUGGUCACAAAAAUAAAGCAUCGUUCAUAAAUCAGAAGGCUUCAUGCUGUCAAGCUAGGACCUUCGGUCACUGUUAUGGGCCGGUUCCAAGAUUAGAGUUCUGCCACUGUUCGGUUAGGACAGAGUCUUAGGUCAGGUUCUCAGCCUAGAGCUUAGGUCCAGGUGUUUUUGUUUGUUCUCUUCCCUAAAGGCGGCAAUUAAAAGCUGUGAAUAACGUUUCCUCCCUCAAGUGUUAUAGUGUGGGCAGAACCGCAAUUACAGAGCACCAGCCACCCAGCAAAGGCAAAACAAAAGUUCUGGGUUCUCUUUGUUUUGCUUUUUCAAGACAGGGUUUC